AUGAGCCCUCCACUGCUGAAGCUUGGUGCUGUUCUUAGUACCAUGGCAAUGAUCUCUAACUGGAUGUCCCAAACUCUCCCAUCUCUGGUAGGACUAAAUACCACCAGAAUAACCACUUCAGAUACUCUAACUCAGAUUAGCCCCAAGGAAGGGUGGCAAGUUUAUAGUUCAGCCCAGGAUCCUGAUGGCCGUUGCAUUUGCACUGUUGUUGCACCUGAACAAAACCUAUGUUCAAGAGAUGCCAAAAGCAGGCAACUCAGACAACUGCUUGAGAAGGUUCAGAAUAUGUCCCAAUCUAUUGAAGUUUUAAAUCUACGGACUCAGAGGGAUUUCCAGUAUGUUUUAAAAAUGGAAACACAAAUGAAAGGGCUGAAGGCCAAGUUUCGGCAAAGUCGGAAGACAUUAAUGACAAAGCAUUUUCAAGAGUUAAAAGAAAAGAUGGAUGAGCUCCUGCCACUGAUCCCAGUUCUGGAACAAUACAAAACUGAUGCCAAAUUAAUCACCCAGUUCAAGGAGGAAAUUAGGAAUCUGUCUACUGUCCUCACUGGGAUUCAGGAAGAAAUUGGUGCUUAUGAUUAUGAGGAACUACACCAGCGUGUACUCAGUUUAGAAACCAGGCUUCGAGACUGCAUGAAAAAGCUCACAUGUGGCAAAUUGAUGAAAAUUACAGGCCCCAUUACAGUCAAGAUAUCCGGAACCCGAUUUGGAGCCUGGAUGACAGAUCCAUUAGCAUCAGAGAAAAAUAACCGAGUCUGGUACAUGGAUAGUUACACUAACAAUAAAAUUGUCCGUGAAUAUAAAUCAAUUGCAGACUUUGUCAGUGGGGCUGAAUCAAGGACAUACAACCUUCCAUUCAAAUGGGCAGGAACCAACCAUGUUGUCUACAAUGGCUCCCUCUAUUUCAACAAGUAUCAGAGCAACAUCAUCAUCAAAUACAGCUUUGACACUGGGCGGGUGCUUGCACAGCGUAGCCUUGAGUAUGCUGGCUUUCACAAUGUCUACCCUUACACCUGGGGUGGCUUCUCUGAUAUUGACCUGAUGGCAGAUGAAAUUGGGCUAUGGGCUGUGUAUGCCACCAACCAGAAUGCAGGCAACAUUGUCAUCAGCCAGCUAAACCAGGAUACGCUGGAGGUGCUGAAGAGCUGGAGCACAGGCUACCCAAAGAGGAGUGCUGGAGAAUCCUUCAUGAUCUGUGGCACCUUGUAUGUUACUAACUCUCACUUAACAGGAGCCAAGGUCUACUAUUCUUAUUCCACAAAAACCUCCACCUACGAGUAUACAGACAUUCCUUUCCAUAAUCAGUAUUUUCAUAUAUCCAUGCUUGACUACAAUGCAAGAGAUAGAGCUCUCUAUGCCUGGAAUAACGGACAUCAAGUCCUGUUUAACGUCACCCUUUUCCACGUCAUUAAAACUGAAGAUGACACAUAAUUUUCUUUCCCUUCCCUUUCCCCCACCUCCCUCCCUCAAAGGGGUGUCAUUUGUGAUAAACUCUAAAAGCAUCCAUCUCUCUCAGUUCCUUUUAAUUUACAUUUCUUUUUUCAUUCAGGAAAAAGCAACAUUUUCUACCAUAUAAUGCAUUUCAAAUACGGCUGAGCCUGUCAAAAAUGACCUGUUGGAAAUGAAAGUAUUUUAACUCAUGAUUCUACAAGGUCUAUCAAGACCUUGUCUUGAAAAGCACUCAAGAGGAUUUAAGUGGCUAAAGACAGUUUUUAAAAGAUUAUGAUCUGCCUUAUUUUAGAGUCAGAGACUAAUGGUGGCUUAAAUGCAUGAAUGUCUUUUUUUACCUCAUUUUUGGUUUUAAUCUAUUGCUUAACUUCAGGAAAUAUUUUGGUAGUAUCAGACACAUAUUGCACACUGUAUUUUUUUAUUUAUUCCAAAAGAAAGAUUUAGGAAUUUAAUUUACUUGGACAUGGAGUAUGAUUCAUUUUGCCAUCACCCAAUUUCAGAUGUGGUGCUGUACAGUAUGUUUUUAAAUCUCUUGCAAACAUUUUAUCAACAGUAUGUAUUUCUACCAUUGUAACCACCAUUGUGCAAUUGUAUCUCUUCACUUAUGUGAAAGUAAACCAAGUACUAUUUUUUAUAAAACAUAUUGAAGCUUAAUUGCA
Cariama cristata (Red-legged seriema) is the source of this 2105-nucleotide messenger RNA. Its product is annotated as noelin-3-like. The record is from RefSeq and is a predicted model, not a curated record. Lineage: Eukaryota; Metazoa; Chordata; Aves; Cariamiformes; Cariamidae. Gene Ontology annotation, biological process: signal transduction.